AUGGGUUGGAUCGUUGGCAAUAGGAAAGAAGAACCAAUCCGUGGGGAUAGAAGGGAGACUGCGGCUGGCGGGCUUGAUGCGGAAGCACUCGAGGAGGAGAACGACAAUCGGAUUGACGACCUGGGGGCCAAAGCGAAGUUCCUAAAGCAGAUGACAGACAGCAUAAGAGUGGAGGUGGAGUCGCAGCACUCACUUCUUGACAAAGUGGUAAGGAAUGUGGUGAACAUCACACGGCAAUUUGUGCUUGAUGCCAAGAGGAGUUGCAUGUUGUACUGUUGA
This is a messenger RNA of Ostreobium quekettii, 279 nucleotides long. Lineage: Eukaryota; Viridiplantae; Chlorophyta; Ulvophyceae; Bryopsidales; Ostreobiaceae. The record is from the annotation of a GenBank genome assembly.